This is a messenger RNA of Cryphonectria parasitica EP155, 372 nucleotides long. Its product is annotated as tubulin binding cofactor A. Lineage: Eukaryota; Fungi; Ascomycota; Sordariomycetes; Diaporthales; Cryphonectriaceae. Gene Ontology annotation, biological process: tubulin complex assembly; post-chaperonin tubulin folding pathway. The transcript is spliced from 2 exons. Gene Ontology annotation, cellular component: cytosol; microtubule cytoskeleton. The coding region runs from base 1 to 372 and encodes 123 amino acids. The record is from RefSeq and is a predicted model, not a curated record. Gene Ontology annotation, molecular function: beta-tubulin binding.
AUGCCCGCCCCAAGCCCCCUCUCCAUCGCCACCUCCUCCGUCCAGCGCCUCGUCAAGGAGGAGACUUACUACCACAAGGACCUCGCCAGCCAGCAGGCCCGCGUUGAAAAACUCGAGAAGGAUGCCCAGGAGCCCGGUGCCGCCCAGCAGCAGGACGAGAACGCAGGGUACAUGCUGAACCAGGAGAAAAAAGCACUGGAGGAGACCAAGGCCGUCUUUGGGCCCCUGCGCGGCCGCAUUGCCGAUGCUGUGUCCAAACUGGAGGAGCAGAUCGCCAUAGGCGAGAGCGAGAACAGCUCGGCGGAGGAGCUAGCACGGGCGAGGGAGGCCCUCAAGCAAGGGGAGGAUUCCCUCAAGAAGUCGGAGUCGUAG